Dioscorea cayenensis subsp. rotundata (Guinea yam) is the source of this 663-nucleotide messenger RNA. Its product is annotated as protein yippee-like At5g53940. Gene Ontology annotation, cellular component: ubiquitin ligase complex. The coding region runs from base 57 to 446 and encodes 129 amino acids. The record is from RefSeq and is a predicted model, not a curated record. Lineage: Eukaryota; Viridiplantae; Streptophyta; Magnoliopsida; Dioscoreales; Dioscoreaceae. The transcript has 5 exons.
UUUUUUAAGUAAAGCAUAAUAAAAGGGACAAACAAUGGAGGGAGCUUUGGGCGGAGAUGGAGAAGGUCAACGUCGAACUGGAUGGAAAGCUCUAUAGUUGCCGCGGUUGUGGCACUCAUCUCGCUCUAGCUGAUGAUCUCAUCUCCAAGGAUUACUAUUGUCCCAAUGGGAAGGCAUUUCUUUUCAGGAAUGUAAUAUUGUUUAUAAAUGUCAGAUCAAAUGUCUCGUUUGGAGUUCCGGAGGAGAGGAUGCUGAUUACAGGAAUAUAUAUAAUAGUUGGCAUAUUCUGCUGCUCCUGUGGCCAAAACCUUGGUUGGAAAUAUGAAUCAGCCCGCGAUAAAACUCAAAAGUUCAAGGAAGGGAAAUUUAUUUUGGACAGAGGAAUGAUUGAUGAUGGAGCUAAUUCACAACACAACAUUGACACUGCCGGCCCUGUUGACUCUUAAGAAUGCACAUACAUGAUGAUAACUAGCAUCCAUAUGCAUCUCAUUAGCUAUCUUUGUUUGUAUGUAAAUGUGGUAAUCAGCUUACAAACUAAAUUGCAGCCAAUGUUACUGUUGCUGUAUUUAUCCAAAUAAAAGUAUGUUAAUGUUUUUGUGUCUGUUAUUAAUGGAUGUGUCUAUUACAAACUAUAUUGUGAAGAUGUGCAUGAAUUACUAAGUC